GCAUGGCAGCUGCAGCUCCUGGGAAAGAGCUAUCGAGUUGGAGGGAACACGGAGGCAAGCAGAGGAGAGCGCUGAGCUGAACUCAGCUGGGCUUACAAGCUCAAGGUCAGAAAAUAAAAUAAAAAUGGAUGAUUUGACGUUACUUGAUCUUCUGGAGUGCCCCGUGUGCCUUGAAAAGCUGGAUGUCACAGCCAAAGUCCUGCCUUGCCAGCACACCUUCUGCAAACCAUGUCUCCAGAGAAUUUUCAAAGCGCACAAGGAGCUGAGGUGCCCUGAAUGCAGGACCCUGGUGUUCUGCAGCAUUGAGGCGCUGCCGGCCAACCUGCUGCUCGUGCGUCUUCUGGACAGUGUGCGCUCAGGGCAGAGCCCAGGGAGAGGGGGCUCCUUCCGCAGACCUGGCCUGUUGACCUUGCAGGACAGCAAGAGAAGCAGGACUAACUUUAGAGGUCCGCCAUCUAGUCCCUUCCGGCUGGUGCCUAAUGUCAGAAUCCACAUGGACGGGGUGCCUCGAGCAAAGGCUUUAUGCAACUACCGAGGACAGAAUCCUGGUGACCUGAGGUUUAACAAGGGAGAUGUCAUCCUCCUCCGGAGACAGCUUGAUGAGAACUGGUUCCAGGGGGAGAUCAAUGGAGUCAGUGGCAUCUUCCCAGUCAGUUCUGUGGAAGUCAUCAAGCAGCUGCCCCAGCCACCCCCACUCUGCCGGGCCCUCUACAACUUUGAUCUCCGAGACAAAGACAAGGGUGAGAAUCAGGACUGUCUGACAUUCCUUAAGGAUGAUAUCAUCACUGUGAUCAGCCGAGUAGAUGAGAACUGGGCAGAAGGCAAGUUGGGAGAUAAAAUAGGCAUCUUCCCGAUCUUGUUUGUAGAGCCAAACCUCACAGCAAGACACCUCCUGGAAAAGAACAAAGGCCGCCAGUCAUACAGCACCAAAAGCCUCUCCCUGGUGCCCUCAUCCUCCAGAGGCAAAGAGACCAACACGCCCACACUCCGAAGGGGCCUUGGGUCCCGGAGGAAAGGGUCCGGGCAGUUCUCCAUCACAACAGCCUUGAACACUCUUAACAGGAUGGUUCAUUCUCCCUCGGGGCGCCACAUGGUGGAGAUCAGCACCCCAGUGCUCAUCAGCUCCAGCAAUCCCUCUGUGACCACCCAGCACAUGGAGAAAGCAGAAGUAUCUCCCAGCUGUCUGGGGCAGAUCAGCACUUAUCACCCUGGACCUGCCUCCCCAGGACAUUCCACGGCCAUCCUCAGCCUACCUGGCUCCCAGCAGCACCUCUCAGCUAACAUGUGAGUAAAAUAACCCAGUCCUGCAC
This is a messenger RNA of Erinaceus europaeus (western European hedgehog), 1310 nucleotides long. It is a transcript of the gene SH3RF2, whose product is annotated as SH3 domain containing ring finger 2. Gene Ontology annotation, cellular component: nucleoplasm. The record is from RefSeq and is a predicted model, not a curated record. Bases 125 to 1288 code for a protein of 387 amino acids. Gene Ontology annotation, biological process: negative regulation of apoptotic process; protein ubiquitination; positive regulation of proteasomal ubiquitin-dependent protein catabolic process. Gene Ontology annotation, molecular function: protein phosphatase 1 binding; ubiquitin protein ligase activity. The transcript is spliced from 6 exons. Lineage: Eukaryota; Metazoa; Chordata; Mammalia; Eulipotyphla; Erinaceidae.